GGUAACCAGUCUUCGCUUCCAAGGAGUAUCAAGCAUGGUAAUCAUCAGUGAAAAUUCAUGAAUGAGUGCAAGGCAGUGCACUAAGCAGGAGAGACAAAGAGGCUACUCUAGUCUUCCUCAGCCAUUACCGCACGUGGCUUCUCCAUCAAGGAGUUAGCGCAAGCUGGAAAUGGCAAAAAGAGAAGCAGAUGAUCACAGAGCAUCACUUUCUCAGUCUUCUUUAUCACCUCUGACUGAAGCCAUGAAGGUAUCACAGCAGAGCAAUGCUGAAGACACCUUCAAUGGAGAUAUCAUUCACCCAAUUUCCAAAUGUAUUUCAAAAGACUUACCAAGAGAGUAUAUGUCAUCCCAGGCAAAAGCAGUUAUUAAAACUACUGAAGAUUAUUUGCAGCCUCAGUUUGGCCCCAACAGACUUUUACAUUCAGCGGCAAUAUCAGAAGGGUCAGGACUUCAAGAUUGCUCCACACAUCAAACAGCAUCAGAUCAUAGCCAUGAUGAAAUAUCAGACCCAUAUCGCUACAAAUCAAACAGUAAAAACAAUUCUUGUUUUAUAUCAGCAUCCAAGAGAAACAGACCUGUCAGUGCUCCAGUGGGUCAACUGAGAGUUGCAGAGUUCUCUUCUUUAAAAUUUCAGCCAGCCCAGAAUUGGCAUAGAUUGUCUCAAAGACGCAAACUUCAUCCUGAAGUGAUUACAGUAACAGCUUACAAAAAUGGAUCUAGAACAGUCUUUACCAAAGUUACAGUACCAACCAUCACCUUGUUGCUGGAGGAGUGCACAGAAAAGCUGAAUCUGAACAUGGCCGCACGACGAGUGUUCUUGGCAGACGGCACCGAAGCCCUCAAACCUGAAGAUAUACCCCAUGAAGCCGACGUUUAUGUUUCAACAGGAGAGCCCUUUUUAGAUCCAUUCAAAAAAAUUAAAGACCAUCUGUUGUUAAUGAAGAAAGUAACUUGGACAAUGAAUGGGCUGAUGCUUCCUACUGAUGUUAAAAGACAGAAAACCAAACCUGAUCUUUCUCUUAGAAUGAAGGGACUUAGUGAGAAGACCUCAGUCCGAAUUCUGUUCUUUAAGAAUGGCAUGGGACAAGAUGGGCAUGAGAUUACAGUGGGAAAGGAAACAAUAAAAAAGGUUUUAGAUACUUGCACAAUGAGAAUGAACCUAAAUUCACCAGCCAGAUAUCUUUAUGAUUGGUAUGGCAGAACAAUUAAAGAUAUUUCAAAAGUUCCUCUGCUUGAAAAAUGCCUGCAAAAUUCCAUCACACCUUUGCGGGGACCAGUUUGGGUCUCUAAGGGAGAAGGUUUCAGCCCCUCAGGAGCCAAGAUGUACAUCCAAGGAGUUCUUUUGGCCUUGUACCAACGACUAAAGUCUGCAAAAAAAUAUUAUACUCAGUUGAACCUUGCUGUAGAUGAACAGAAAGAAAAAAUUACUGAAAAAGCAAUUCUUUCAAUGACAGCAAAGGAACACCAUAAGGCACAAGAAGAAGUGAGCAGGCUGAUUGAUGAAUUGCAGACAGCUAUCAAAAGCAACAGAGGUCAUCUCUCUAAACUUGGCCCCCAAUUACAGGCUGAGCAGGAGCAAUUCUCCUCUUAUGUCUACCAACACAUUAAAAGCCUUCCAGCAAACACUCUUAUCCCAGGAGGCCUGCAGCUCAAGAUAUUUGAAAAUGGUAAAGACACUGGCGAGAUCUCUGUUUGCAUCAGCAAAAAAGACCUGGAGUCUAAUAACCCAACUCAAACUGGUGAUAUGAUGGAAAAAUUACUUCUCAAGAUUCAUCAAAGGCUUCAAGGAUCACCCAUCAACCCAUCAGGCCUCAAUUUUUCUUCAAUCCGGCUUUUUGAUGAGCAUGGUCAAGAAAUUAAGAAUCCACUUUUGCUGAAAAAUGAGCAGAAAAUUUGGGUCUCUUAUGGUAAAGCAUACAGAUCUCCACUUACACCUGUUUUGAGUCUCACCUUUGACCAGGUGACUGCAUUGGACAAAGAUGGCAUUACAGUUGCAUAUAAAACUUUCUUGGACCCUAAUGCUGCUGUUCUACCUGGAUGUGACAAUUGGGAAGUUUGUGAGAGAUUUCCAAUUAAUUUCAACAGUACCAGUCAAGAGAUACCUGAUCAAUUUGAAAAGGUGGACUUGGAGAACCAUUUCCUACAGAACAAGGUGGAUCCCAAUAUUGUCCUUCAUGCCUCUGUUUCCAUCAAAAAGCGGAGCUCCUCCAGUAGGGACACAAGCAGUGGAAGUGAGACCUCACCAUCCAUCCUGUGGCCUGCAGCCAGUGUGUGGCUGAUCACAAAGGCUGGAACGAUCUUGAGCCGGGCGAUAACGCAGGGCUGCCUAGCUAUUGGUCACCCAAUCAGAGUCAAGGCUGCUGAGGGAACAUCACUAGAAGGAUAUACAUUAAUCCUACAGAAAAGACGUAAAGGAGAUAAUUCUCAAAAAUGGGUGUUUGGAACUGACAGCUGCAUUUAUUCUAAGGCUUAUCCACAGUUUGUUCUGACCUACCUAGAGGAGCUCACCACACAAGUGGAUAUGACCCAGACAGAAUAUCACAUUCACCGUGGUGCCCGGACUACAACUCAUCAGGAACAUGGUAGCAGCUUAGCAGAAGAGGUUCUACAAGAAUGUGCUAGCAUCCCUGGUCUGAAGGAACUGCCAGGGCCUUCAGACACCCAUUUAAUGCCAGAAGGUCCUCUUGGGGAGACAAGGCAGCUGACAGUGGCACUGGUGAGGAAACUGGAAGAGAAACAUCCUAAGGCUUCUGCUCAGAGAUGGGCCAUAAAACAUGAAGGAACUAAUAAGCCAGGCCAGUGGAAACAUUCCAGAGUUGAAAACCCACUCUGGAACAAGCUUACCUACAUGUGGCCAGUUCUUCCCAGUGGACAACUUAAUGAGGAGUUUGAUUGGCCAAUAGAAGGACUGCUUAUUCCAAACAGUCCUCCCAUGAAGAAAUCUAUCUGUAAGACCCCAGAGCUGUGUGUCCCUGUGAGGCUCAGAGUUCUACGGAAUGGAGACAAGAAUAAAAACAGAGCCUUUGUUAUAAUUGGUCCAGACAUCUCACCUGGACGGAAAAUACAGUGCACUGAAAUUUUAAAUUUACCUUCUGCAGCCCGGAGAUUGUUCAAUGAAAAAGGAAAAGAAAUCUUUGCCUUAAAAGACCUUCAAAGGGAUGAACUGGUAUAUGCUUCAUGUGGAGAACACUGGAUCAAUCCUGAUGUGUCCACUGCUCAGCAAAAGAAGCAAAUCUUCCUGAGGAACUUAGCAUCAGAUAUUUCUAAAAUCCAAACUUUCUGCAGUAUACGUAAGAUAGAGGCUCUUGUUUUAGAAGUCCAAAGUGACAUUGUGUCUGGAGCCAAGCUUGCUGUGCAUAAACCUGUAGCAAUUUUUGAAGAAGAGAAGCAAAUGAUAGGACCAAAGGAAAAGCAAAUGCAAGAAAAUGCUUUAACAACAGAAAAAGCUUCCAGUGAAAUUCUAGAUUCACAUGCAAGAGCCCAUCUCCGAAUGAAAGCUUGUCACACACUUCUCAGGUAUGCCUGGCAGGAAACUCCUCAUGACUUUGAUGAGGAUGACAGACUUCCAAAGAAAAUGGAAGAAGAACUCUUUGAAAGUGUCGAACCACAGAAGAAACACAGCCAUUCUCCAAAGCAGAGUAAACUGCAGAAGCUUUGCCGCCAGCAGUUUGAAUACAGAGAUGGGCAAAUUAUAAGCUGUGCCGCUCCUCAGCUAGUUUUGGGAGUUCGAGGUCCUGAUCUGCGCUCAGGCACGGAGGUAAUUUUGGUGGAGAAAAAAGCAGAUGAUAGUCAUCAACGAUGGAUGCACAAGAAAGGCAGCAGGACCUUUCACCUGGUGAGUAACCCAGACCUUGUGCUGGCAGUGUCUAUGACCAAAACAAGAAAUGACAUCUGUGGCUAUCCAGUUAUUAUUCAGAAAUACAAACCAUAUAACAAUGGGACAUCCAAUCAAAAGUGGAAUUGUGUGGACGAUAGCAAAUCUUUUGUGGCCUUUCAUAGCACUGCACUGGACAAGGAGAUCACAGCAGCAAAUUAUGCUGGUAUUUGUACAUCCUCUGUGAUUAAAGAGGAAAACGUUGAUCAACCAGGAUACUAUUAUCUUGCACCGACUGGAAAGAAAAAAACAAUGCUCUGCUUAGCGUGUGGACGAUCCAUGAGAGCAGAGAAGGGGCUCCAACAGUUGCUUCCAGGGCUGCCCUUCCUCUGUGCCUCAGGCUCCAAGACCCAGAAGCAGUUCUCACGAGGGCCUUUCAAGGUCAUCAGUGUGGCAGGGGCUGAUUUGUCUUCUUAUGAGGCUGAGAAAACGCUAAAUUAUUAUGAAGAACGCCUGUUAUCUUUGCGGAGGAAGACCUGCACCCAAGUUGUACCUCAUAGUGGUACAGCAGCUACGCACCAGAAGGCAGUGAAAAUAAUUGCAUACAAAAACGGAGGUGGAUAUCGGAAUGGGAAGUUAAUUGUGGCUGGAACAUUCCCCACACUUCUUACAGAAUGCACGAAGCAACUUGGUCUCACCAGGGCAGCCUCCAAAGUAUAUACCAAAGAUGGGACCACGAUCCUUUCCUUAUGUGAUUUGGUUUUAUGGGCGCUAGAGGAGUCUUUCAUCCAGAGAGACACCGAGAAACACAAGAAAGAGGCAGUUCCUGUUCCAACAAAGGAGACAACUAUUAAAAGUAUGAAAGAAAACCAGAGAAUGAAAGUGAAAACCAAAUUGGUUCCAAAGUCUGUGACAUCCGAUACUUUGGAUGGUAUAGAUAAGUCUCUGCUUGCCCUCGUCCUCAGAAAUCCCAUUGCUAUCUGGGUAUCCUGCGGUGAACCAUUUCUAUCUCCAAAGGCUUUGCAGAAAGCAGAAAAAGUAGAAAAACAGAACUGGUUUAAAAAGGACAAAAUUUUGGCUGAUCUAGACACCAUGAAACACAAAAUGAGACUGUUAAAAGGGCGGCGAGUAGCAGCAUGUCAGCCAGCCGCCAUGGUUCCCAACAAAAACCCCAUGCAGCCGGUGGUGGUGGAGGGAGGCUGGACUGAGCAGACUCAAGAGGAAAUUAAACUCAUGGAACUCAUAAGACAUACAGAGGCGCACCUUUCUGCAGUUCAAGUACCACAAGCCAAGACAAACUCUCCAGUUGAAACUACACGUAUUGCACUUGGACAGAGCAGCCUGUAUCAGCAACCGAAUGCAAAGCGCGUGUGGAUCUAUCUAAAUGGAGGCAGACCGGAUGAUGGCACUUAUGCCUGGGGCAAAACUAUUUCAGAGCUGCUGAGUGACUGCUCUUCUCGUCUUAAAAUGGUCCGCCCAGCCACAAGACUGUACACACCUGAUGGAGAACCAAUUCACUCAUGGGACGACAUAGAACGAGACAUGGUCAUCUGCGUUUCCACAGGACAUGGCUUUAUAACCCAAAAAGAGUUAAAGCAACUGAUGGAGGUCAGGGCAAAUUAUGCCAGAAUCCGAAGGCAGCAGGGCCCUGACGCCACAAACAUCACGGUGUCACAACCUCACAAGCUGCAACUCCCGGAAAGAAGACUUUCUUCAUCUACUUGCAAACCAAAGGCUGUGAUAGAAAGGCCAAUUAUUUAGAUUGCCGAAGACCCAAAUUUAGGAAAGUCCCCUUCUAUAAAAGAAAUCUGUGUGAUUCAUUUAGAAAUUUAAUCCUAAAGUUUAUUUUUCAAAGUAACUGAAUUUUUCACAUACUGAUUUUGAAGAAUUACCAACACAGAUAAAUCAGCUAUAAGAUAUUUAUAAAUGAAUAAGAAGACAUGUCAUAGUCAAAGGCAGCAUUAGCCACAGAGACUUUAUAUUUUAAUGAGAUCUUGUUUAUAUUGUCUAGUCUUUCCAGUCUAUAGAGAGGCCUGUUGGAAAAAGUUGCAUAUAUAUUGAACACAUGUUUUGUCUCCCUAACUAGGUAGCAAGUGCCUAGAGGGCAGAGACCCUCGUUUUUCAUUUACUUGGGCCAGGGCUCUGCCCACAAAGACUCCGUGCUAAUGGAGUCCCACUGCAAGAGCAGUGUUAUGGGAAAGUGAGGUGAAGCCAUCCUCCCCUCUCAUGCUAGACCACAAACUGAAAUUACGACAGUACAGUGGGGAUAGACGGUCUGCUUUAUAGAACUUCAUUUCAGUCAGAUGUUCAGGAGCUACAUCCUCAGAGUCAAAUGAAAUCGAGUUAUAGUUGGAUUGUCCUUUCUGCUUUUCAGAGGCAAGAAACACUUCUCAAAAUUGCACAAAUGAAAUAAAUGUGAUAGUGUAAACUAGGCAUCUUAUAGUCUCAAAAACAUCUUUUGUGAUUAUUUGUAUAUUUUGGUUUAAAAUGCAAGUUUAAAAAAAAUCUUUAAAAAAAGAAAAGGUUUUAAGU
Molecule: messenger RNA, 6346 nt
Organism: Neogale vison (American mink)
Lineage: Eukaryota; Metazoa; Chordata; Mammalia; Carnivora; Mustelidae
Gene: DCDC1
Product: doublecortin domain containing 1
Exons: 40
Coding region: 170-5575 (1801 amino acids)
Biological process (GO): intracellular signal transduction; regulation of mitotic cytokinesis
Molecular function (GO): microtubule binding
Source: RefSeq, a predicted model, not a curated record